This is a messenger RNA of Closterium sp. NIES-67, 4388 nucleotides long. NCBI's taxonomy places the organism in Eukaryota, Viridiplantae, Streptophyta, Zygnematophyceae, Desmidiales, Closteriaceae. The record is from the annotation of a GenBank genome assembly.
CAACACCCAUUCAUUCCGUCACUGGUUUUCAUCAACAUCCUCCAACUUAACCAAUACUUCGCCAACACCCAAAACCACAUGUCGAGGUUGCGGGGGGAUGAGGAGGGAUGACGCUUCUCCUUGGCUCACCUGGCGCUGGCAAGACCACACUCAUGACUGCCCUGGCUGGCCACCUGGACAGGCACCUGAAGCUCGCCGGCUCCAUCACGUACAAUGGGCAGGAGCUGAAAGAUUUCAACCCUGCCCGAACAGCGUCUUGUGUGCCACAGACCGACGAGCACAUUGGCGAGAUGACCGUUAGGGAACCCUUGACUUCUCCCGCUCAGCUGCAGGGCCGCGGGCCGUUCAGAGUGCUUGUGGAGGAGUUGGAGAGGAGGGAGAGGGAGAUGGGGGUGGAGCCGGAUGCGACAACAGCCCUGCUGAUGAAGGCCAUGGCAGUGGAGGCCAACCCGUCCAACAUGGUCACCAACUAUCUGCUGCAGCUGCUGGGGCUGGGCAUCUGUGCGGACACAGUGGUGGGCAAUGCUUUGGUGCGAGGCAUUUCAGGCGGGCAGAAGAAGAGGCUGACCACAGGCGAGGAGAUGGUGGGCAUGAGACAGGUCCUCCUGAUGGACGAGAUCAGCACGGGCCUCGACUCCUCCACCACCUUCCUCAUCGCGCGCUGCCUGCACCACCUCACGCACGCGCUGCGCACCACCACGCUCGUCGCGCUGCUGCAGCCUGCCCCCGAGACCUUUGCGCUCUUCGAUGACGUGCUACUGCUGGCAGAGGGCCAUGUGGUGUACCACGGGCCCCGGGAGGGCGUCAUGGGGCUCUUCCAGUCACUUGGGUUCGACUGCCCGCGCAGGAAGGGAGUUGCGGACUUCUUAUUGGAGGUGACGUCAGCCAAGGACCAGGCGCAGUACUGGGUGGACCGGUCUCAGCCGCACGAGUUCAUGGCGCCUGGCGAUAUCGCCGCCGCCUUCCGCCACUCCGCCAGCGGCAAGCAGAGGCAGGCAGAGCUGGCGGCCCCCUUCCCGCCCACAGAUGCGUCCAAGUCAGCACUGGAGUUGGCGCCCUAUGCCCUCUCGGCCACUCAGAUGCUGACAGCUGUCUUCGCCCGGGAGUGGCUGCUGAUGAAGCGCAACGCGCUGCUCUACAUGGCGCUCAUCAUGCAGGUCAUAUUCACAGGGCUCAUGUCAUCCACAGUGUUCCUGUACACGCAGCGCUCCAUCACCGCCAAGGACGGCAACAUCUACCUGGGGGUGCUGUUUCUGGGGAUCACCAUGAUGCUCUUCAACGCUUUCUUCGAGCUCCUGCUCUUCACGCUGCGCCUCCCCAUCUUCUUCAAGCAACGGGAUGCGCGCCUCUUCCCCGCCUGGGCGUGGGUGCUGCCCAUGGCGCUGCUCUCGCUGCCGCUUUCUGUGGUCGUCGCGUCCCUCUGGACGGUCUGCACCUACUUCCUUGUUGGCUUUGCGCCCGAGGCUGGAAGGUUCUUCAUCCAGCUGCUCAUCUUCUUCCUCAUCCACCAGGUGGGCGUGGCGCUCUUCCGCCUGCUGGGCGCGUUGGGCCGCAACCUGGUGGUGUCCGUCACCCUGGGCAACUUCUGCUUCAUCCUCCUCUUCCUGCUCGGGGGCUUCAUUGUUGCCAAAAACGACAUCCGGCCGUGGUUCAUCUGGGCGUACUGGAUGUCGCCCAUCACCUACGCACAGAACGCCAUCUCUGUCAACGAACUGCUCGCCCCCCGGUGGCAAGUGUCCACAGCGCCCCUGGUCCCCAACUCCACGGUGGGGCUGGUGGUGUUGGCGGGGCGCGGGCUGCCCUCGGAGAGCAAGUGGGUGUGGAUCGGCGUUCUGGCACUCAUCGGCUUCACUCUCCUCUUCAACGGACUCAUCGUCGUCGCCCUCUCCAUCCUCCACCCAUGGGCCAAGGACCAGCCAGUGACAGAGGAGCAGCUGGAGGCCAGGGUGGAGGCAGCAGUGGGCCUCACGCCCACCACAGCCACCAGCAGACGCCUCUCCAGGCGCUUCAGCAGCAGCAAGGGCAAUGCUGGCGGCGGCGAUGGUGGGGGGGACAUGGGCUCGCUGCCCAUCAGCAUCAGCAUCACCCGCACCCAGUCAGGGCAAAGCUCCCGCUCUGUGGGGUCCCGCAGUGGAGCCCUCGAGCGGUACUGUGAGAGAGUCUCCUCCUCUCGCUCCCUCGGCGGCCCACUCGAGCCCUCUCUGUCGCGUGACCUCUCCGUGCCGCCCGCCACCACGCGCGGCAUGGUGCUCCCCUUCCAGCCGCUGCCCCUGUCGUUCCACAACGUGUGCUACUGGGUCGACAUGCCACCCGCCAUGCGCUCCCAGGGGGGGGACACGCCCUCCCGCCUGCAGCUCCUGAGGAACGUCUCUGGGGCGUUUCGCCCAAAAGUGCUGACGGCACUGGUGGGGGUGACGGGCGCGGGGAAGACUACUCUCAUGGAUGUGUUGGCAGGGCGGAAGACGGGGGGAUAUAUCGAGGGGGAUGUGCGCGUGGCGGGGCACCCGAAGGUGCACAAGACGUUUGCGCGCGUGUCGGGGUACUGCGAGCAGAGCGACAUCCACUCCCCGCAGGUCACGGUGCAUGAGUCGCUGCUGUUCUCGGCGUGGCUCAGGCUGCCAGCCGACAUCGACAGGGACGUGAGGGAGGAGUUCGUGGAGGAGGUGAUGGAGCUGGUGGAGCUGGACGUGCUGCGGGGCGCGCUGGUGGGGCUGCCGGGGGUGAGCGGGCUGUCCACGGAGCAGAGGAAGCGGCUCACCAUCGGGGUCGAGCUGGUGGCCAACCCCUCCAUCAUCUUCAUGGACGAACCCACCUCAGGUCUGGAUGCGAGGGCAGCGGCCAUUGUGAUGCGCACGGUGCGCAACACAGUGGACACGGGAAGGACUGUGGUGUGCACCAUCCACCAGCCGUCCACCGAUAUCUUUGAGGCGUUUGACGAGCUGCUUCUAAUGAAGACAGGAGGACAGGUUAUUUAUAUGGGGCCUCUGGGGGUCAACUCGAAGCAUCUCAUCAGCUAUCUUGAGGCAAUACCCGGGGUGGCCCCCAUCCCCGAUGGCUACAACCCUGCCACGUGGAUGCUUGAAGUCACAGCGCCUGCUGCUGCUGAGAGCAUUGGGGCCGACUUUGCAGAAAUAUUUUGCAGCUCGCAGCUUUUCAGGGACAACGAGGCGCUGAUCGCCUCCCUCUCCUCUCCCGCUCCCAACUCCGCGCCACUGCACUUCCCCACGCGCUACGCCACCUCCUUCCUCACGCAGUUCGCCGCCAACUUCUGGAAGCGCGCCCUCAUGUACUGGCGUGCGCCCGACUUCAAUGCCGUGCGCUUCUUCCUCGCGGUGUGCAUGUCGCUGAUCAUGGGCGCCAUCAUGUUCAGCUUCGGCCACUCCCACACCACGCAGCAGGAGGUGCUGAACGUGAUGGGCGCCCUCUACGUGACGGCCCUUCUCAUGGGGUGGAACGCAGCCACGUCCCUCCAGCCCAUGCUGUGCACCGAGCGCACUGUCUUCUACCGAGAGCGCGCCGCCGGGCUGUACGGGUCUCUCCCGUAUGCUCUGGCGCAGGGUGCGAUCGAGGCGCCGUACAUAGUGGUGGAGGCGCUGCUGCUGUGCGUGAUCACAUAUGCGCUGCUGGUGCUCCAGUGGACCGCGGCCAAGUUCUGGCUGUACUGCGCGUUCAUCACCCUCACGCUGCUGUGCUUCGCCUGCUUUGGCAUGAUGGCAGUGGCCAUCACGCCUAAUGAGCUGCUCGCGGUGGUGCUCAGUGGGUUCUUUGUCAUGUUGUGGAAUCUCAUGUGCGGCUUCCUCAUCCCCAAACCGGAAAUCCCCGUGUGGUGGAGCUGGUUUUACUACAUCAACCCCAUAGCAUGGUCGCUCUACGGCCUCAUCACCUCUCAGCUGGGGGACAUUCAGGACAUCUUGACGGUGCCGGGAGCGCCGAUCCAGCUCACAGUGCAGCAGUACCUGGACGUGUACCUGGGUUACCAGGAGGCCUGGGUUGGUUACGCCAGUCUUAUCCUCCUCGGCUUCACGGCUCUCUUCUUUGUCGUCUUUGCAGUGGCGCUUAAAGUCAUCAACUUCCAAAAACGCUAGAAAUUCUUUCUAGGAGCUGCAUGCCGAAAGUGUGUGAGAGGGGGAGGGGGGGGGCUUGUAGACAACCAGGCAAGGCAUUGAACCCGUUUGUAGCAAACCGUGAGUUGAUUGCAUGGGAUGUUAUGCUCGAACAGUGCUAGCUUAGCUUGCACAAACCAUGUGCUAGCUUACAUCGAUGCAUUUAGGGGCUUGUAGAGGGCUAGACAACACAAGACAGCCCCGUUUAACAAGCAGGAUCGCAAGUUAGUCCAUGAAGUCGACAAGGUUGAUAUGUGUUGGAAAUAUCUCAAAAGACUUGAGCGU